Penicillium diatomitis is the source of this 4227-nucleotide messenger RNA. Its product is annotated as LEA domain protein. The transcript is spliced from 2 exons. The record is from RefSeq and is a predicted model, not a curated record. Lineage: Eukaryota; Fungi; Ascomycota; Eurotiomycetes; Eurotiales; Aspergillaceae. The coding region runs from base 1 to 4227 and encodes 1408 amino acids.
AUGUCCGCCGUUGCCAAGGGAUCCCCCAAACUGGGAUCCAAGACUGGUUCCCCCGCAAAACUCCGCAAAGCGUCCGGCUCCAGCGCUCCCUCCAAGGCAGGUGGUUCAGAAAGCCCCGCCCAGACCGUCAAGAACGUCAAAGACACCCCCAGCAAGCAGGCCAAGAAGACUCCGCGCAAGCUCACCCCCAAGGCACCCCAGUCCAUUCAAGAGGAUACCGCCGACGACGUCUCCGUGCCCGAGACCCCGUCACCCAAGUCCAAGAAGAAGAAGGCGCCUCUGUCGGAACAGCGCCGCCCCAGCUCCCAGCCUGAUGAUGCGGUCUCACAGGCUUCGGGGUCUGCGGCACCCAUGAAGAAGAAGUCGGCUUCCGGGUUGACUAAGAAGGCGAAGGGUCUGGCGGGCAAGGCGAAGGAUUCUGCGCAGGAUACUACUGAGCAGGCGACCGAGACUGCCCAGGACACUGCCAAGCAGGCCAAGGAUACUGCGUCCAAGGGCUCGGAGAGCGUGACUAACAAUGUGCCCCUGGAUCUAUCUGCGCUGAAGGGCCUCGAGGUCGCUGACGGCGGGAAGAUUCUCGGCAAGGACGGUAACCCUCUGGGUGAAGUCGUCGAGGGUGACCCCGAGGAUCUGGUCGGUCAGACCGUCGGUGACGAUGGCGAGAUCUUCGAUGAAGAUGGCGACCUCAUUGGUCGUGUGGAUCUUCUGCAGGACGCCCAGGACAAAGUCAACGGUGUCAAUGGUGCCGCCGACGAGGCCACCGGCAAGGCCAGGGACGCUGCCAAGAACGUUACUGAAAACGUUCCGCUCGACCUCUCUGCUUUGAAGGGUCUCGAGGUUGGCGAUGGUGGCAAGAUCUUCGGCAAGGACGGCAACCCCCUGGGUGAAGUCGUCGAGGGUGACCCCGAAGAUUUAGUGGGUCAGACCGUCGGUGACGAUGGCGAGAUCUUCGACGAAGAUGGCGACCUUAUCGGCCGCGUCGACAUUCUCGACAACCUCAAGCAGCAGGCUGAUGACGCUGCCGAUGUCGACGGGGUGGCUGACAAAGCCAAGGACUCUGCUUCCAAGGGAGCCGUGGGCGUAACCGAUAACCUCCCUCUCGACCUGUCCGCCCUCAAGGGUCUUGAAGUCGCCGACGGUGGCAUGAUCCUCGGCAAGGACGGAAACCCGGUGGGCAAGGUCGUCGAGGGUGACCCGGAGGACCUCGUCGGUCAGACCGUUGGUGACGACGGUGAGAUCUUCGACGAGGACGGUGACCUGAUUGGCCGCGUUGAUAUUCUCCACGAUGCUGAGGAGCAGGCCAACGGCGUCGCCGACGAUGCCCAGUCCAAGGCCAGCGCUACCAAGAAUGUCAUCACCGAUAUCGCUCAGCUUGAGGGUCUCGCCGUCUCGGACGGCGGCGUGAUCAAGAACUCUGCUGGCCAGGUCGUCGGCAAGAUCGUCGAGGGCGACCCUGAGGAUCUCAUUGGCUACACUCUGAACGACGACGGUGAAGUCGUCGACGACGAUGGCGAUGCCAUUGGCCGUGUCGAGCUGCUGCCUGCUGAGGAGCAGGAGAAGAACAUGAUCGAGGGUCUUGAAAACGCCACCCAACAGGCCGACGAAGAAGAUGAGGAUGAGGAUGACGAUGAGGACUACGAGGACGCCAAGGACAACAUCCCUGCUGCCAGCUCCAAGAAGGCUGCCGGUAGUGUCGCCAGCAUGGCUGCUAGCAAGCCCAGCAAGUCCGCCAAGGACGCCGAAGAGGCUGCGGACGUUGCUGAGGAUGCAGAGGAUGCUGCAGAUGCCGAGGAUGCAGAAGACGCCGUCGACGAUGGCAAGGACGCUGUUCCUGACGCAGAAGACGCUAAGAAGAACGUCGAAGAGGGCGCUGACGAAGCCGAGGACGCUGCCGAUGUUGACGUCGACGAGGCCAAGGAGACCGCUGAGGAUGGUGUCGAGGGUGCCACCGACAAGGCUGAAGAGGCAGCUCCCGACACCGAGGAGGCCAAGGAGAAUGCCGAAGAUGCUGUCGAGGGUGCUGAAGAUGCCGCCGACCAGGAUGAAGAAGAAGAUGUCCCUGAAGGCAUGCGUAUCCCGGACAUUGACACCCUUGAGGGUCUGACCUGCAACAAGCGCGGUUAUGUCAUCGACCCCGACACCAACAAGCCCGUUGGUGAGCUCAUCGAAGGUGAUGCCAAAAAGAUCUCCCGCAUGAAGGCCAAGCUGGAUGAGAAAGGUCAGUUUUGGGACAACAGGGGCAACGUGAUUGGCAAGGUUAAGGCUCUCCCUGUUGAAGACGGUGACGACGAGGAGGGACCUUUCGCCGGUCUCGACGGUCUCGUCGUCGGCGAAGACGGCUGGGUCGUUGAUGAGAACCAGACUCGCGUUGGUAAGCUCGUUGAGGGCGAUGCCAAGAAGUUGCUCGGCCGUGGUGUCGACGAGGACGGUGAGGUGCUCGACCGUCAUGGUAGCGUUAUUGGUCGUGCUGAGCGCUACGAAGAGCCCGAGCCCGAGCCCGAGGAGGAGGAGACCGGUCCUGAUCUCUCUGUCCUUGACGGCAAGCACUGCAACAAGGCUGGUUACGUGAUCGGCGAGGAGGGCUUCCCUAUUGCCCGCGUCAUCGAGGGUAACCCCAAGGAGCUUGCCGGCAAGAAGAUCUACGACGGUGAGAUCUACGACGGUAAGAAGCUCGUCGGCCGGGUUGAGCUGAUCCCCGAGGAUGAGCGAGAGAGCAAGCCUGAGGGUCCCUUCGCCGGCAUGGAUGAGCUGUACCUCAACAAGGAAGGUUUCGUCGAGGAUGAGGAUGGUUCAAUCGUCGGCAAGCUCGUCGAGGGUGAUGCCAAGAAGCUCCGUGGUCGCGCCGUUGACGAGGAUGGCGAAAUCACCGACAAGUACGGCAACGUGAAGGGCCGUUGCGAGCCUUAUGAGCCCGAAGAGGAGGCCGCGCCCGAGGAGGCUGACCUCUCUCUUCUUGAGGGCAAAGUUGUCAACAAGACCGGCAAGGUCGUCGACCCCUCUACCGGUGCGGUCUUCGGUCGUGUUGUCGAAGGCGGCAAGGGUCUGGCUGGUCGCAAGGUCGAUGGUAAGGGCCAGAUCUGGGGUGAUAACGGCCAGGUCAUCGGCCGCGCUGAGCUCAUCCCCGGUGCUGAUCAGGACAAGGCUGAGGGUCCCUUCUUCGGAUUCGACAACGCCGAGGUUGGCAAGGACGGUGUCGUUCUCGACGGCGGCCGUGUCAUUGGACGUCUCAUUGAAGGUGACGCUAAGCGUCUCCUUGGUCGCAAGGUCGAUGAGGAUGGUGACGUCCUCGACAAGAACGGCAACACCAUUGGAAAGGCUGAGCGAUGGGAGCCCGAGGAGAAGAAGCGCGACAUCAACCCUAUGUCUGGCCGCAAAGUCAACAAGGAGGGUGAGGUGCGCGAUGCUGAUGGCAACCUCAUCGGCAAGCUGACCUCUGGUAACCUCGCUACCUUGAUCGGCAAGGAAAUUGAUGAUAACGGCUUCGUUGUCGACAACGACGGUAACCGUCUCGGCGAGUGCACUCUUCUCGAGAACAUCCCUGAGCCCGAGCCCGAAGAGGAGGAGGAGGAGCAGGGUCCUACUGCCGAAGAACAGGAAGCUCAAGCCAAGGCUGAGGAGGACCGCAAACUGGCCGAGAAGAUGAUCACCAUCAUGCGCCAGACUCUUGACCAGGUCAAGCCUGUUUGCAAGCAGAUCACUGACCUUGUUGAAAAGGCCGACCGCACUCCAAAGGACGAACUGGACGAAGACAAGCUGGUCAAGGAUGUGAAGCCCUUGCUCGAGGAAGGUGGUCGCAUUCUGCAAGAGUGCAAUGGCUCCAUCCGAGCCCUCGAUCCGGAUGGUCGCAUCGCCGCUACCGCCAAGGCCCGCGCUGCCUCGCGCGAGGCCACUCCCGAGGAGUACCAGCUCGCUGACCUACUCAAGGAACUCACCGAGACCGUUGUCAAGACCAUCGACAACGGCAAGAAGCGUAUCGCUGACAUGCCCAAGGCCAAGAAGAAGCUGAACCCCCUGUGGAAGCUGCUCUCUGAGCCUCUGUUCCAGAUUAUUGCCGCCGUUGGUCUGUUGUUGAACGGUGUGCUCAGCUUGCUUGGCCGUCUUUUGGACGGACUUGGCCUUGGUGGUCUGCUUAACGGCAUUCUUGGUGGUCUUGGUCUUGACAAGCUCCUGGGCGGACUUGGCCUGGACAGUAUCACCGACUCCCUGGGUCUCACUGGCAAGAAAUAA